CUAGCUCACUAAUCACUAUAUAUACGACAUGCUACAAGUGAAGUGACCAUAUCUUAAUUUCAAAUCAUAAAAUUCUUCCACCAAGUUAUGGGUUUCCUUGUGUUGCUUCUUUUCUCCCUCUUAGGUCUCUCUUCUAGUUCCAGCAUAUCAACUCAUCGUUCCAUAUUGGACCUUGACCUAACCAAGUUUACCACACAGAAACAGGUGUCUUCACUGUUCCAACUAUGGAAGAGUGAGCAUGGACGUGUCUACCAUAACCACGAAGAAGAGGCAAAGAGACUUGAGAUUUUCAAGAAUAACUUGAACUAUAUCAGGGACAUGAAUGCAAACAGAAAAUCACCCCAUUCUCAUCGUUUAGGAUUGAACAAGUUUGCUGACAUCACUCCUCAAGAGUUCAGCAAAAAGUACUUGCAAGCUCCCAAGGAUGUGUCGCAGCAAAUCAAAAUGGCCAACAAGAAAAUGAAGAAGGAACAAUAUUCUUGUGACCAUCCACCUGCAUCAUGGGAUUGGAGGAAAAAAGGUGUCAUCACCCAAGUAAAGUACCAAGGGGGCUGUGGAAGCGGUUGGGCGUUUUCUGCCACGGGUGCCAUAGAAGCAGCACAUGCAAUAGCAACAGGAGACCUUGUUAGCCUUUCUGAACAAGAACUCGUAGACUGUGUGGAAGAAAGCGAAGGUUGUUACAAUGGAUGGCACUAUCAAUCGUUCGAAUGGGUUUUAGAACAUGGUGGGAUUGCCACUGAUGAUGAUUAUCCUUACAGAGCUAAAGAGGGUAGAUGCAAAGCCAAUAAGAUACAAGACAAGGUUACAAUUGACGGAUAUGAAACUCUAAUAAUGUCAGAUGAGAGUACAGAAUCAGAGACAGAGCAAGCGUUCUUAAGCGCCAUCCUUGAGCAACCAAUUAGUGUCUCCAUUGAUGCAAAAGAUUUUCAUUUAUACACCGGGGGAAUUUAUGAUGGAGAAAACUGUACAAGUCCGUAUGGGAUUAAUCACUUUGUUUUACUUGUGGGUUAUGGUUCAGCGGAUGGUGUAGAUUACUGGAUAGCGAAAAAUUCAUGGGGAGAAGAUUGGGGAGAAGAUGGUUACAUUUGGAUCCAAAGAAACACGGGUAAUUUAUUAGGAGUGUGUGGGAUGAAUUAUUUCGCUUCAUACCCAACCAAAGAGGAAUCAGAAACACUGGUGUCUGCUCGCGUUAAAGGUCAUCGAAGAGUUGAUCACUCUCCUCUUUGAGCCGUAAAGGUUCAAUACAACGAGUGCUUGUUUUCUUAGGGACAAGCAUCGUACUUAUGUAUGAUUCUGUGUGACCACGAGUCUUCCACGUUGUACUAAUGUGAAGGGCAAAAAUAAAACACAGAACAAGUUCGUUUUUCUCAAAUAAUGUGAAGGUAGAAAAUGGAACCAUGCCUCCUCUCUUGCAUGUGAUUUAAAA
Molecule: messenger RNA, 1426 nt
Organism: Glycine soja
Lineage: Eukaryota; Viridiplantae; Streptophyta; Magnoliopsida; Fabales; Fabaceae
Product: P34 probable thiol protease
Exons: 4
Coding region: 88-1227 (379 amino acids)
Cellular component (GO): lysosome
Molecular function (GO): cysteine-type endopeptidase activity
Source: RefSeq, a predicted model, not a curated record